Mastomys coucha (southern multimammate mouse) is the source of this 1231-nucleotide messenger RNA. It is a transcript of the gene Ppp1cc, whose product is annotated as protein phosphatase 1 catalytic subunit gamma. NCBI's taxonomy places the organism in Eukaryota, Metazoa, Chordata, Mammalia, Rodentia, Muridae. Gene Ontology annotation, molecular function: protein serine/threonine phosphatase activity. The record is from RefSeq and is a predicted model, not a curated record. Gene Ontology annotation, cellular component: cytoplasm; nucleus. The transcript has 8 exons. The coding region runs from base 260 to 1231 and encodes 323 amino acids.
CACUCCCGCGCGCGCAUCCGUGCGCCGCCCGAGGCUGGCCUGAGGAGUCGGCGGCCAUUUUGUUCUUCUCGUGGUUCCAGUGGCGAGAGGAGGAGGAAGCCGGGAGCGGGGCGGCUGGGGGGGGGGACCCGCCGCGGCUGCUGCUGCCACCGCCGCCGCCACCACCGCUCGUGGGGCUCGUGGCGAGAGGAAGGACGAGUGAGACCCGGGCGCGAGCGGGCGGCGGCGCCGCUGCGGGAGGGUCGGCGGCGGGACGGCGAUGGCGGAUAUCGAUAAACUCAACAUCGACAGUAUCAUCCAACGGCUGCUGGAAGUGAGAGGGUCCAAGCCAGGCAAGAAUGUCCAGCUCCAGGAGAACGAAAUCCGAGGACUCUGCCUGAAGUCUAGGGAGAUCUUCCUCAGUCAGCCUAUCCUUUUAGAACUUGAAGCACCACUCAAGAUAUGUGGUGACAUCCACGGGCAGUACUAUGAUUUGCUCCGUCUGUUUGAAUACGGUGGCUUCCCUCCAGAGAGCAACUAUUUGUUUCUCGGCGACUAUGUGGACAGAGGCAAACAGUCACUAGAGACAAUCUGCCUCUUGCUGGCCUACAAAAUCAAGUAUCCGGAGAACUUUUUUCUUCUCAGAGGGAACCAUGAGUGUGCCAGCAUCAAUAGAAUCUAUGGAUUUUAUGAUGAAUGUAAAAGAAGAUACAACAUUAAGCUGUGGAAAACGUUCACAGACUGUUUUAACUGCUUACCGAUAGCAGCCAUCGUGGACGAGAAGAUAUUCUGCUGUCAUGGAGGUUUAUCACCAGAUCUUCAAUCUAUGGAGCAGAUUCGGCGAAUUAUGAGACCAACUGAUGUACCAGAUCAAGGUCUUCUUUGUGAUCUUUUGUGGUCUGACCCCGAUAAGGAUGUCUUAGGCUGGGGUGAAAAUGACAGAGGAGUGUCCUUCACAUUUGGUGCAGAAGUGGUUGCAAAAUUUCUCCAUAAGCAUGAUUUGGAUCUUAUAUGUAGAGCCCAUCAGGUGGUUGAAGAUGGGUAUGAGUUUUUUGCAAAGAGGCAGUUAGUCACUCUGUUUUCUGCACCCAACUACUGUGGCGAGUUUGACAAUGCAGGUGCCAUGAUGAGUGUGGAUGAGACCCUCAUGUGUUCCUUCCAGAUUUUAAAGCCUGCAGAGAAAAAGAAGCCCAAUGCCACGAGACCUGUCACACCGCCACGGGGUAAUGCCCUGUACAAUGCCAUGUGCUGA